AUGAGAGAAAAAGAAGUUGAGACAAGGGAAAAUGACUUUUUGCACAUGGAAGAUGAGCUGAAUGAUCUUCGUAGUAGCUUCUCGAAGAAUGAAUGUCAGCUAAAGAUCUACAAAUUAGAAAUAAAAGAUUUGAGCAGCGCCCUUGUGGAGAAGGAGAGAGAAAUAUUGGACUUAAAAAACACGUACGAUGGAGAAAUUGGCUUAUUAAAGGAUCAGAUAAAAGAAAAGGAAAAAGAAAUAGCCAAAUGUAGUUCCUCCAGUGGUGACAUGGAUGCACAAGAUGCGCCAUCCAGCCAAGUUGAAAAUACAGAAAAGGUGGACACGGAAGAGGAGUGUAAGGAGAACAACCUGUCAGAUUUGCUCAAAAUUAAGGAAAGAGAGCUGCACGAAAUGCAAGAAAAAUACGCAAAGGAAAUAGACACACUAAAUAGCCAGCUGAAUGAAAAAAGGAAAGAAUUUGUGGAGAUAAAAAAUAGCCAUAUGAACGAAAUAAACAACCUGAAUGAUGAAAUUGAGGAGAGCGAAAGCAAAAUGGCAGAACUGAAAAGUGGCUACGAAAUGGAGAUAAACAAACUGCGAGUCGAAAUGAAUGCAGUGCACGAGGAGAAGUAUCUCUUGAGCAACGAAAAACAAACACUCAGUGGAGAGAUAGACAAGCUGAAUGGAGAGAAGGAAUCCUUGGCCAGCGAAAAGGAGGAGCUAAAUAACAAAAUAAUCACGUUGAACAGCGAAAUUGCAACGUUAAAUAUGGAGAAACAGGGACUGAGUGGAGAAAUAAACACACUGAACGAUCUGAUUCACACCCUGAAGAAUGAAAUAAGCUCGUCAGAUAACUUGAUUAACAAACUGAAAGAGGAAAUGAACGCGAUCAACGAAGAAAAGGAAGGAAAGGAAAAACUCAUCACAGAGAUCGAAAAUAAUUACAAAAAUGAAAUAAACGUGUUGAAGGAAAAAUUAAAAGAUACAGACAAUCAAGUGAGCAUAAGUAUGAGAGAAGAGCUGGAUCACCUGAAAUGCGCUCUUGGAGAAAAGGAAAAGGAACAAAAACAAAUGAAGGAAGACUACGACAAAAAGAUAAAACAGUAUGAUGAAGAAUUAGAAUCGAAGCAGCAAUAUUUUGAAAAAGAAUUAAAUAACAUACGCAUCCAAUCGCACGAAAAGGAACAAAUUUUAAUUUUAAAAAAUGACGAAUUGAAGGAGUUGAAGUUAAAGACAGAGGAAAAAUAUCUCAAGCUUUAUGAUGACAAAAUGAAUCUCCUCAGGAAUAUCUGCUCCAAAGUUAGGCUCCCAUAUAGCGAUGAAGUUCGGGUGGAUGAGCUUCUCGAAAGGUUGGGCGACUACAUAAGUGAGAUGAGUGAACGGGCGGGCGCAAUGGACAGGAGGGAUCAAAAUGAGGAGCAGCAUAAUGAAGGACAGCCCAUUGGGGAGGAGAAGAAUGAAUCUGUUAUGAGCGCCCAACCGGUCGAUAAGGAUAAUAGCCCUGCUGACAAGACAGCCCUAGAGGCGCUACAGAAAGAACUAGAAAGUGUGCAAGAAGAGCACAGAGAAGAGGUAGCCAAAAUGAAGAGCGAUUUGGCGAUGAAGGAAAAAACGAUAGAGGAGUCGAACAACACAAUCGCCGAGUUGACCGGCAAGAUAGACAGCCUGAGUGAUACCAUUUCGCUUUAUAAGGAAAACAAUUCCGAGGCGAAAAUUAAUUUCUACAUGGACGAAAUUAACAGCUUAAAUUUGACGCUUAGCGAGUUGAAGGUUAAGAAUGAACAGGAGCAGUUGGAGAAGCGAAACGAAAUUGCGAAGCUGUCGGAAGAGCUGAGCGAGUAUAAGCGACGUGUCGACGAGCAAUGUAGAAAGAGUAUCAGUGAGAAGGAGAGAAGCGAGUCGAAGAGAGGAGACGCAAGAGGUGACUCCGACAAGGAACAAAUCUCCGAGUCGGAUGUGGAAGGGGGGGGCAAUUUAAAAUCAUUUUUACACUUUCCCCUUCGCAAAAUAAAAGGGAAAAAAAGAAAGGUCUCUAAAACUGAGAAGGAAAUACAAACGGAGCUCAGGCGAAACGAGCCAGAGAAUGAUCCGAGUGAUAAAAAUGAGAAGGCACUUAGAAAUGACAACCAGGAUGUGGACAAAUACAAAAAGGAACUGGAGGAAAAGGCGAAGAUAAUUGAGGACUUGAAAGACAAAAUAUGCGUCCUGACGAACGAGGUUAUGGAUUUGAAAAAUGAGAAGAACGAAUUGGCUGAGCGGAACAGCAGCUUGGAGAAGGUGGGUGAGGAGGCGGAAAAGCAAAGAGAGAAGUUGGACACACUGAGCGCCAAACUGGGGGAUGCAAAUGAAGAGAUCGCGAAGCUGAAGAAGGGAGAGGCACAAUUGAGGGAGGCUGCCGAGAAGUGGGAAGGGGAAGCAGAGAUGAGGAAAGAGGAAGUAGCGAAGUGGGAAGCGGAUGCAGCGAAGUGGGAAGGGGAAGCAGAGAUGAGGAAAGAGGAAGUAGCGAAGUGGGAAGCGGACGCAGCGAAGUGGAGGGAAGAAGCGGAGGAACUGAGAAGCAGCGCGAAUCAAAUGAACGAAGAAUUCUACUCGAAAGAAAAUAACUACAUGUUGAAGUUGAACGAAAAUAUAGGAGUUAUACAAAAACUGAAGGACUCAAUUGAUGCACAUGAAAAGGAGAAGGAAAAUUACGUUAGCGAGAUAAAAGACUUGAGAAACCAAUUCGAAGUCUUAAAAUUGAAGCAUGAUGCAUUGAGCAAAGAUUACGAUGCGUUAAGUGGGACGUAUAAAGAAUUGGAGGGGAAGAAGAGCCCCCCCAAUGGCGAUGACCACACCCGUGAUGGAGAAAAUAAAUUAAGCAUUCUAAAUGAAAAUUGCGAAAUGGACCAAGCGGAGGAGGUGAAUGACAACCCAGGUGUUCCCAAGAGCGAAAUUGCAACGAAGAGGGACGAUUCAGCAUUGGUAGUGAACGAGUACAUAAACGAAAUAGCACACCUGAAGGAAGAAAUAAACAGACUAAGCCUACUGUAUAGCAACGAACUGAACGAAAAAAACAGCUCUGACAUAAGGAUCAAAGGGCUGCUGAACCAGUUGAAAGAACUCGAAGUGAGAGAUAAAGAAAAUGAGGAAAAGAUUGCUGCACUAACCAAAAUGAAUGAAAAAAUGAAAACGAAAAAUGAAAAAUUGAAAUCGGGAAAGUGGUUAUCUAGGAAGGAUCGCGUACCGAAUGAACAGGCGAGUGUCGCAGAGGAGGAGGGGGAGAAGGUGUUUCCCCCGGAUGUGAAAGAGAAGAAGAAUUUGGAGUCAGAACAUGUUAACACAUUGGAAGAAAACGAGUACCGCGUGAUGAGAAUAAUUGAUGAAAGUAACUCCGAGGGAGGAGGCCAAAUAAUUGGGUCCUACUUGUACUCCAGAAAGGUGGAAAAUUUACAUGCAAUAAAUGGAGUAAAAAAGGCAGAUGCACCGGUGGAUCAGAAAAACGCAAUCACAGUUGUGUGUUUAAUUCUAAGCGAAAUGUUAAGCCUCCUAUUUUUAAACGAUCAAUUUGUUAAGAACUUUGAACAGAUAAACAAGAAUCUGUGGAAGCUUAUCUACAUCCCUGAAGAGAUUAAAGCUCUACUUCUGAAAUAUUUUUGCUUUAUGAAUAAGCUAAGGAAUUAUGCUAAAAAGGUACACGGAAAAGUGGACAACCAGAGGCAGGACGAUGAGCAGAGGCACCACGAUGGCCAGAGGCACCACGAUAACCAAAGGAACGACGAUAACCAAAGGUACGAUGAUUCGUGGUUCCUUUUUCAAAACUAUUUGGAGUCUUCAAGUAGUAUCAAAAGAGAUAUGGUGCACUUCAUUUUGGAAGAAAAGGAAAAUGAACUAGCCGAGCUGGGUGAGCAUUCUGGUGGUGGAGUAAGCAGAGGAAAAAUCUCAGACAUACUAAACUUUUCAAAGGACGAAAUGAGAUUGAAGACCAUAGCACAGUUAAGAAGAGACCUAAAUUUUGAAAAAAAAUCCAAAAUAUUGCUAAGUAGGGAUUAUCAACUGUUACUUUAUAAGUACCAAGAAUGCGUGAGGAAACUAAAGAGAGUAAAAAAUAUGAUAAGGCAGCUAAAUUUGAACGACUCUUCAAAUAGGGGCAGUUUUGCCUUAAACAAGGAACUAGACAAAUAUUCCGAUAUGAGUGAUGAAAAAUGUUUUAACUUGGAAGGGGAUGAUGACGUUUCGCACGGAAAUUAUAAAAACUGUAUCCUGUAUGAUAAUGAUAAUAAUAAUAAUAAUAAUGAUGAUAAUAAUAAUAAUAAUAAUAAUAACACAAAAUUGGGGAGUCGAGAAAAUGUUUUAAUUAAUGAGAUAAUUAAUUUGAGGAAGGCGCAAAAUGUGAGGAGAAAUAAUUUGACCAAUUGGAGUCGUCACAGCAUGGGGGGCAGGUGUCACGAAGACGCUUCGCAUGCAGUAAGGGCAAUGGUAAGUGGUCCCAAAAUAACUAGCCAGAAUAACUUCACACACACGAACAGGUUGAGCAAUGCGCCAAAAAUUAGUGCCCACUUGGAUGACAUGAAAAAAAUGAAAAAUAUUUUUAACGAAUUUGUUGAGUGUAGAGGGGACAUAACGUUUGUGCACAGGAGUCCCUUCUGCUAA
Molecule: messenger RNA, 4608 nt
Organism: Plasmodium cynomolgi strain B
Lineage: Eukaryota; Apicomplexa; Aconoidasida; Haemosporida; Plasmodiidae
Exons: 1
Coding region: 1-4608 (1535 amino acids)
Source: RefSeq, a predicted model, not a curated record